Messenger RNA from Dalotia coriaria, 568 nucleotides. Its product is annotated as putative gustatory receptor 28b. Gene Ontology annotation, cellular component: membrane; dendrite; axon. Bases 1 to 555 code for a protein of 184 amino acids. The transcript has 3 exons. Gene Ontology annotation, biological process: male courtship behavior; sensory perception of taste; chemosensory behavior. NCBI's taxonomy places the organism in Eukaryota, Metazoa, Arthropoda, Insecta, Coleoptera, Staphylinidae. The record is from RefSeq and is a predicted model, not a curated record.
AUGGCAAGUAUUAAUGGAAUAAAAGUUAAAAGUCAAUCGCAGAGAGAAGAAACUAAUCUGGAAUCAUCAGAUAUCUACGAAAUGUUUUUGACAUUAGUGAAUACAGUCCACGAGUUUAACCGAAUCUUCGGUUGGCAGAUUUUAUUCCUGUGUGGAACAUUCGUGCUCUGUAUUCUUCACGUCAUUAACUUGAUGAUUGUCGUAUUGAAUUUUCAUACUUGGGACGAGAUUUACAUUGAUUUUUGGGUUAUGUUCAUUUCAUAUCUACUCACCACGUUGAUGUUGUGUAUACCAUUUGCGUCUUCCUACAAUGGCGCCGCCGAUGAAGCAAAACUAACCUCAUUGUUAGCCUACUCACUACUAACACGAAAACAUCAACAAAACAAACAUUUCGCCGAGUCUUGUAAAUAUUUAGAGCUUUUAGCCAAUAUUCCUUGGCCAGGAUUCUCAGCUGCAGGAUUUUUCGAUGUUGAUCACACAAUGUUGUUUACGCUUUUUGGUUCAGUAACUUCAUAUCUAAUUGUCCUGAUACAACUCAAGGACAUGAGCAUGUAACUUCAAAUGGAAA